AUGCCCAGCAGCAUUAGCAUUUCAUCCCUCCGCCUUUGGGUUUCCUGCGGCGGAGGUGUCCUUGCUGGUGUCAUCGCACACCAAGGCGUCUUCAUCCGAGGAGAAUGGCACGUCCAAGCGCCAGCCAUCAUUGUAUCUCACGGGCUGCUAUUCCUAUCCAUAUUGGUCGCCAAUACAUGCCUCAACAUACCUCAAGCCGAUGCUGCCCUAUGGAUGAGUUACUCCUACAUAUUCUCUCUCACCAUCAGCAUCACCCUCUACCGCGCUUUUUUCCACCCGCUUAGCAAGGCCGGUUUCAGGGGCCCGUGGUACGCGCGCAUAACCAAGUUGUGGCACGUCUGGGCAGUGCGGAAAUUGAAAAACCAUCUCGUCCUUGACCGGCUCCAUGAGAUAUAUGGUGAUUUUGUGAGGACGGGCCCGGCGGAAAUCACCGUGUUCCAUCCCGACGUGUUCCAGGCUAUGGACGGACCGCGGAAGGAAUGUAUCAAGGGAGAAUGGUACGAUCUUCUGCACCCGUCGAUAUCACUCGUCACGGAAAGGUGUAAGACUACCCAUGCCGCCCGUCGGAAGGAAUGUAAACGCGGGUUCAUUCAUAGCGCCCUUGUGCAACACGAGGCCAAGAUGCUUAAGCACGUUGGCAAUCUAGAUGCAUGUAUUGAAGCGGACGCGCGGGCGUCCCGACCCUCCAACUUGCGUAACAUAUUAUUCUGGUUCAGCUUCGAUACCAUGGGUGACUUCGUCUUCAGCAAGUCGUUCGGCAUGCUGCAGGACCAGAGCUGGCACUCUGUCAUCGUGCGGCUGCAAAAGGCCCUCUCCCUGCUGGGGCCCUUCAGCCCCACCCCCUGGCUCAUCCAGGUUGUCUUGAAGCUAAGUCCACGCAUUGGGGUCCUGAGGCACUGGUUCUUCAUGGUAGCCUGGUGCGAGGGGCAGAUGCGCACCCGGCUCGACGAAGGAUACAAGAAGCAGCCGUCUCCGGAUCUGACGCAUUACCUUAUGGAGCAAGAGAAUCAGAGUAGGGAUAAAACGAGUGUAGCUUGGUUACAGGGGGACAGUUUACUGGCUAUUGUGGCGGGAAGUGAGCCAACCGCGGCAUCCCUCCUAGGAGUUUUCUGCGAACUCGCCAAGCAUCCCCAUCACGCAGACCUUAUCUACGACGAGCUCGUCAACGCCGUGAGCGACAGCGACGAUAUCACCACGGACCUCAAAACCCUUUCCCGGCUCGGCCACCUUAACGGCGUCCUUAACGAAGCCCUCCGACUAUACCCCGCGCUCCUUACCGGUGGUGCUAGAAAAACCACCGACAAAGGUAUUAUCGUCGGGGGUACCUUCAUCCCGCCCCACACCACCAUCAUCGCUCCUCGGUUUACCAUAUCUCGAAGGGAAGACUGCUUCGAGCAACCCACUGAAUUCCUCCCACAGCGGUGGACAAUAAGCCCCAAAAUGACGCGAAACGCUGCGGCAUUCGCUCCUUGGGGCACGGGUAAGCCAGCUGUUUGUCGUUAUCCGUCAACCACUUGCUUCUGUGUAACGGCCACACUGGUGAAAAAGUAUCGGUUCCGACUUGCGCCAGGCGAAACGGGAAUGCGCGUAAUGGGUGAUAUGCGGGAUCAGUUCACCCCAAAUCCGGGAGGGUUGGAUUUGUGUUUUGAGCUGAGAUGA
Pseudomassariella vexata is the source of this 1659-nucleotide messenger RNA. RefSeq names its product cytochrome P450. The record is from RefSeq and is a predicted model, not a curated record. The transcript is spliced from 5 exons. The coding region runs from base 1 to 1659 and encodes 552 amino acids. NCBI's taxonomy places the organism in Eukaryota, Fungi, Ascomycota, Sordariomycetes, Amphisphaeriales, Pseudomassariaceae. Gene Ontology annotation, molecular function: iron ion binding; monooxygenase activity; heme binding.